AUGGAGCUCCUCUGGGCCCCUCUGCUCGGUCUCUGCUACAGCCUGGCCGCCGCCGACCGCCACACCGUCUUCUGGAACAGUUCGAACCCCAAGUUCCGGAGCGAGGACUACACUGUGCACGUGCAACUGAAUGACUACCUGGACAUCAUCUGCCCCCAUUACGAGGACGACUCGGUGGCAGCCGCUGCCAUGGAGCAGUACACACUUUACCUGGUGGACCUGGAGCAGUACCAGCUGUGCCAGCCCCAAUCCAAGCAGCAGGUCCGCUGGCAGUGCAACCACCCCAGCGCCAGGCACGGCCCCGAGAAACUGUCCGAGAAGUUCCUGCGCUUCACGCCCUUCACCCUGGGCAAGGAGUUCAAGGAGGGACACAGCUACUACUACAUCUCCAAGCCCAUCCACCACACAGAGGACCGGUGCUUGAGGUUGAAGGUGACUGUCGAUGGCAAAACCACUCACAGUCCUCACGCCCAGGACAAUCCGCAGGAAAAGAGACUUGCAGCUGAUGACCCCGAGGUGCAGGUUCUGCACAGCAUCGGUCACAGCGCUGCCCCCCGCCUCUUCCCCUUCGCCUGGGCUGCGCUGCUCGUGCCCAUCCUGCUGCUGCAGACCCUCUGA
Messenger RNA from Pipistrellus nathusii (Nathusius's pipistrelle), 618 nucleotides. NCBI's taxonomy places the organism in Eukaryota, Metazoa, Chordata, Mammalia, Chiroptera, Vespertilionidae. The record is from the annotation of a GenBank genome assembly.